AUGGCCGUGGGUUUCGCCGUUGACGGGCCUCUGGCUGUCACUGGCGUCGAGGGCAAGAUAACGGCUUCCGUCGUGAUCACGUGCAUCGUCGCUGCGUCUUGCGGCCUCAUAUUUGGUUAUGACAUCGGAAUUUCAGGAGGAGUGACAACAAUGCCAUCAUUUCUGAAUAAAUUUUUCCCAUCAGUGCUGAGAAAGGAAGCAGGAAGUUCCCCCAAAAACAUUUAUUGUGUGUAUGAUAGUCAAGUUUUGACGUCCUUCACAUCCUCUCUCUACAUAGCGGGUUUGGCUGCCUCACUUGUAGCCAGCCGUCUGGCCCGGAUAGUGGGCCGAAGGAAUGUCAUGGUGCUGGGUGGCUGUACCUUCUUUGCUGGGUCUGCUAUCAAUGGUGGGGCUGUCAAUGUUGCCAUGCUUAUCUUGGGCCGUAUCUUGCUUGGAUUUGGUGUUGGGUUCACAAACCAAUCUGCACCAAUCUACCUCUCAGAGAUCGCACCACCCAAGUGGCGCGGUGCAUUCAGUACAGGCUUCCAGUUCUGCAUCGGAAUCGGGGUGGUGGCCUCCAACUGCAUAAACUACGCCACCUCGAAGCACAGCUGGGGCUGGCGCCUCUCCCUCGGCCUAGCCAUAGUCCCAGCCACCAUCAUGACCACCGGCGCCCUCUUCAUCUCAGACUCACCCACAAGCUUAGUACAACGCAACAGACUAGACCAAGCCAGAAAAUCUCUCAUCAAAAUCCGAGGCAAGGAGGAUAUCGAAGCAGAACUUGCCCAGCUCGUUAAGGCCAGCGAGAUCGCCAAAGCUCUCAACGAGGAGCCAUUUGUGACCAUAUUUCAGAGGCAGUACAGGCCUCAGCUUGUGAUCGGGGCCAUUGCCGUGCCGUUUUUUCAGCAGGUCACUGGCAUUAAUAUCAUUGCUUUCUAUGCGCCUGUGUUGUUUCAGUCUGUAGGGUUUGGCAACGACUCUGCUCUCAUUGCGUCUAUUAUUCUUGGGUUGGUUAAUCUUGGCUCGAUCCUUGUGUCGACGUACAUGGUUGAUCGUCAUGGCCGGAGGUUUUUGUUCAUGGAGGGUGGCAUCCAAAUGGUCAUCUGUCAGGUUGCGGUGGCUAUUGUUCUAGCAGCUACAACAGGUACCGAUGGCAACGGGCACAUCUCAAAGGGCUAUGCCAUACUAGUUCUGGUCUUGAUGUGUUUAUAUGCUGCUGGUUUUGGUUGGUCAUGGGGUCCUUUGAGUUGGCUUAUACCAAGUGAGAUUUUCCCCAUGAAAAUUCGACCCACAGGCCAAAGCAUGGGGCUUGCUGUCAACUUUGGUGUUACAUUUGUGCUAUCCCAAACCUUUUUGUCCAUGCUAUGCCAUUUAAAAUAUGCCACAUUCUUGUUCUACGGCGGUUGGAUUAUGGCAAUGACCGUCUUCGUCGUGCUUUUCUUGCCAGAGACGAAAGGAAUCCCAUUGGAUCAAGUGCAUACGGUGUGGGUGAAGCAUUGGUACUGGCGUCGAUUUGUUCAAGGUGACCUUAAGGAUACCAUUGAUGAAAAAGAGUAA
This is a messenger RNA of Prunus armeniaca (apricot), 1536 nucleotides long. Lineage: Eukaryota; Viridiplantae; Streptophyta; Magnoliopsida; Rosales; Rosaceae. The record is from the annotation of a GenBank genome assembly.